Talaromyces rugulosus is the source of this 1059-nucleotide messenger RNA. RefSeq lists its product as uncharacterized. The transcript is spliced from 2 exons. Bases 1 to 1059 code for a protein of 352 amino acids. The record is from RefSeq and is a predicted model, not a curated record. NCBI's taxonomy places the organism in Eukaryota, Fungi, Ascomycota, Eurotiomycetes, Eurotiales, Trichocomaceae.
AUGGCACAGUCCGCAACGCUAUCUCGCAUGCGUGCGCCAUUACUAGCGCCUGCUUUAUUACUCCUCGCAACCCAGUCUCAGCAGCAGAGUGUGUUCAAAGAGGCCCUCAGAUGGUAUGAUAGAGGGUUGGGCUAUGUGCAAAAGACCUUGAAAUCAGCCGGUAGUAUACCGGACAAUGAGAUGCAUUUGCUCGUACCCGCGGCAUUGUUGAUGUCUUUUUUCGAAGCUAUAAAUCCCACUCUGGAUAGCGGAUUUGAGCAACAUAUUCUCGGGGCAAUUAUACUGCUUGAAGCAAAAGGGCCAGAAACAUUUGCGACCCCGGAGUUUCAUGAUUUGUUUCUUGCUGUUAGAGGUCACGCAGUUACUGUUUCACUCAUGACGGGAAAAUCCACUUGUCUCGCCGAAGAGAAAUGGCUAACAGUCCCAUUCAUGUACACCACCAAAUCCCCCUUGGAUAGAAUCAAUGACUGCCUGCUGGUGAUGAUGAAUAACGUUUCAUGGAUGGAAGAUAGACCUGCAGGUUUGAUAGACCCAACUAAGUCAACGCUUGAUGACCAAUGUAUUAUAAGGUUAUCCUGUUUGAUGGUCGAGCUAGAUGAGAUAUGGAGCCAAAUAUCACACUGGGAAAUCCCUCGAUCAGGGGACAACUCAGAAACAGGCCAGUUUUCUUCUGGGUGCGUUUAUACAUACACCAACGCGCAUCGGGCAAACAGUGUCGCAAUUCACAGUCUUGCUAGAUUGACUCUUCUACUGCUUCUUGAUCGCCAAACUUCUCCCAUGGGCAAAGGAGACUACAGAGAAAUGAUCAUGCAGGCAUCGGCUUCCAUUAUAUCUGCUGCAACAUACCUAUCUACAUUUGAUAUCGGAUGUGCAUAUCUAAGAAUAAUAACUCCGCUGCAAAUUGUUGCUCAACGCAGUCCUAGCAACUCGCAGAGAGACUGUGCCGUGCACAUCCUGCAGCAAUGGUGGGCAGAAAAACCUCUAAAGGGGCUGACGUGGAAGGCACUACAGACAAUAUCUCUGAGUAACAAGAAAUCGACGUUGUUAGUGGGGGAUUAA